Molecule: messenger RNA, 2270 nt
Organism: Ochlerotatus camptorhynchus
Lineage: Eukaryota; Metazoa; Arthropoda; Insecta; Diptera; Culicidae
Exons: 6
Coding region: 155-2068 (637 amino acids)
Cellular component (GO): nucleus; cytoplasm; ribonucleoprotein complex
Molecular function (GO): RNA helicase activity; RNA binding; ATP binding
Source: RefSeq, a predicted model, not a curated record
GCAGUUGGAAUUUUGCUUGAGUAAAAAUCUUCAUAAUUUUAUCCAUUUUCGUCUCAUUUGAGGCAUUAUUGGAGUAUUAAAAGUAUUUUCAAGUGAUCGGCAAUCGACGGUUCUCAUUUUAAACUUAUAUUAAGCCAUCUAAAGUGUGUUUGUUAUGAGGAAAAGGGGAGGCUACCGUCGCAGCCGCAGCCGAAGCCCCCGCCGCGGAGGGGGCUCACAGAAGCAGCGGUAUGAUAUCAGCAAAGGCCAACUGAUGCUUAAGCCAGUCAACUGGAACCACUAUAAGUUGGAACCUGUGACGCGAUUGAGCUACCGUCCGAAAGUCGAUUACAGACGCUCCGAACGAGAGAUUUCCGAGUGGAAAAAGUCCAAGGAAAUCACUAUUAAGGGACGAGAAACUCCGGAUCCGGCGCUGACAUUUGAGGAGGUAGGAUUCCCUUCGGAAAUUGCGGAUGAAUGGCGUUUUGCGGGAUUUACUACUCCCACCCCGAUUCAAGCGCAAGGCUGGCCGAUCGCACUUUCCGGCAGGGAUAUGGUCGGCAUAGCGAAGACCGGUUCCGGCAAAACGCUUUCAUAUCUUCUGCCGGCUUUGAUGCAUAUUGAUAAGCAGACGAGACUUCGUCGGGGAGAUGGACCGAUUGCAUUGAUUUUGGCACCGACUCGGGAACUGGCCCAGCAAAUCAAACAAGUUACGGAUGAUUUUGGGCGCGCUAUGAAAAUCAAGAAUACCUGUCUGUUUGGUGGUGGUGGCAAGCGACAACAGAGUGGCGAUCUGGAAUACGGUGUCGAGAUAGUUAUUGCCACUCCAGGGAGGUUGAUUGAUUUUCUGUCUACUAAUCAUACCAAUCUUCGACGUUGCUCGUAUUUGGUAUUGGAUGAGGCGGAUCGUAUGCUGGACAUGGGUUUCGAACCGCAGAUUCGAACAAUUAUUGAACAGAUUAGGCCGGACCAUCAGACCAUGAUGUGGUCUGCCACAUGGCCCGAUGCCGUUGCCCGUUUGGUGAAGGAUUAUCUCAAGGACUACAUUCAGAUCAAUGUAGGUUCACUUAAGCUAGCAGCCAACCAUAACAUUCUGCAGAUCAUUGACGUCUGUCAGGAGUUCGAGAAGGAAGCAAAGCUGAGCAUUCUGUUGCGUGAGAUUAUGGCCGAGAAGGAGUGCAAGACGAUAAUCUUCAUCGAGACGAAGAAACGUGUCGAUGACAUUACCCGUAAAGUGAUCCGCGACGGAUGGCCAGCGAUGUGCAUUCACGGCGAUAAGUCACAGAGGGACCGUGAAUCUACUCUGAAUUCAUUCCGUACAGGAAAGACUCCAAUUCUGAUUGCUACCGAUGUUGCAGCCAGAGGAUUGGAUGUGGACGACGUAAAGUUUGUUAUCAACUUUGAUUAUCCCACUACGUCUGAAGAUUACAUUCACCGUAUUGGGCGCACUGGCAGAUCGAACAACACCGGAACGGCUUACACUUUUUUUACUCCGGACAACGCUGGAAGGGCUCGCGAACUGAUUGACGUGCUGAAGGAGGCAAAACAGGUCAUCAACCCCAAAUUAAUGGAUUUGACGAACAUGCGCGUCAAGGGAAGAGGCAAACGCAACCACAUGAACUCGCGCUAUCCUCGGGAACGUCGAUCCCGUUCCUUCGACCGGCGAGGCACCUUCAGACGUGGUUCAUAUUCCCGUUCCCGUUCUCGCUCUCGUUCCCGAUCCCGUUCCCGUUCGGUGUCGCCUCGAUUCUCCAAGCGGGACGUGUACCGUCCGGUAAAGCGCAGCGCGUCCCGUGACAGUCGCAGCGACACUAGCAGCCGUAGCGACAAUCGUGCAAAAAAGAGCUCCCGCAGAGUUAGUCGUUCGGCUAGCAGAUCGCCACCGCCGGCACGUAGCAAUGCAGGAAAAGCAGGCAGCGCUGGCGACAGGAAACGCAACGGCAAAAGUAAAUCACCGAGCACCCGUCGGUACCGGAGCCGUAGCCACAGCCGCAGCCAUAGCCGCAGUCGCAGCCGCGAGGGAAGAUUCCGCUCGACAAAGAACGGCACCACCACCAACGGCUCCACCUACGACCGUGACCGGUAUUAAAACUGACCGAUGAACGUGUUUUUACCCAACUCAGUAUAUCCGGCACAGAAGUAAUCUUUUCAUAUGCCUAUUAUGAUCAAAACCGCCAGCAGUGUAGAACAAUCCAUAAAUUAUUUUUACUAUACUGUACUUCCCUAUUAGGUAGUAGAAGCACCGACGAACCGACAUGCCACAGGAGCAUUUCGUUUGUCCACAAUUCUAA